Messenger RNA from Homo sapiens (human), 1393 nucleotides. RefSeq names its product endogenous retrovirus group K member 19 Env polyprotein-like. The record is from RefSeq and is a predicted model, not a curated record. NCBI's taxonomy places the organism in Eukaryota, Metazoa, Chordata, Mammalia, Primates, Hominidae. The coding region runs from base 320 to 928 and encodes 202 amino acids. The transcript has 2 exons.
GUUAUGGGCAUUCCACAGGAACUUAAAACAGACAACGGGCCAGGCUACUGCACUAAAUCUUUAGAAACAUUCUUACAACAAUGGGGUGUUCGACAUAGUACUGGCAUACCCUAUAAUUCUCAAGCACAGGCCAUUGUUGAACUUGCAAACAGAACUUUAAAAACUCAAUUACAAAAACAAAAGGCAAAGAGGGGGGAAUACUCCACUCCCUAUAUGCAGCUACAACUGGCUCUUAUUAUUUUAAAUUUUUUGAACUUGUCCAGAGAUCAGUUUACAACUGCAGCAGAGCAGCAUCUAACAGGGCAAAAAAUAAAUCCCCAUGAAGGAAACCUUGUGUGGUGGAAAGAUGUCAGAACAAAGACCUGGGAAGAGGGGAGAAUCAUUACAUGGGGUAGAGGGUUUUCUUGUAUUUCACCAGGAGAAAAUCAGCUUCCUCUCUGGGUGCCUACAAGACAUCUUAAGCUGUGCCGUGAGUCAGAAUCCAAGGAAGAGGAGAAGACCUCGGAACUUUGCACUCCCAACUUGCCUGAUGGCUCAAAUGAAGAUUUCUGCUGAGCAGAAGGUGACCAGCAAGACUCACCAGUCAACUCCACCGACCUGGGGGCAGAUUAAGAGAUUGACCCAGCUUGCAGAAGAGGACCUGAAGUCUCAGGACAAACCGUGGACCUCCUGCAAUCUGCUGGUAGCUAUGAUGGUGGUAAUUACCCUGGCAGUGAGUCUCCCUGUAGCUGAGGCUGAUCAAAAUUAUACCUAUUGGGAUUACAUUCCAUUCCCUCCACUGAUUAGACCUCUUACUUGGCUGAACUCCCCAGUUGAGGUUUAUGUUAAUAAUAGUGUUUGGAUGCCCGGACCAACUGAUAACCAAGGCCCUACUCAUCCAGAGGAGGAAGGAAUCAAUUGGAGACUUGUUAUUUUACCGAGGCUGUGAGAGAAAUGGCAUAUUUUCAGAUAUGUCCAGAUUACUUUGAGGAAUUAAGGUUGACUUUUUAGACCCGAAAGGAAGCCUCUUGGAAAGACUGGCCUGGCACUUUUUCUAUGCAGUUGCUUUACAAGGUUCCUGACCUGUGGUCAGUAAAGAAUGUCACUUUAUGACAGGCCCAGAAAUCUCAAGUUAUUUUGGGACUUUGAGAAGAAACAACUUCACACAAUUCGUAUGGGUAUCACAGGCAAUCUGAUAAAUCCCUGACUUGAAUAGCUUUGAGAGGCCUUUCAAAUCAGAGAUUCCUUAUGAAAAGUUCAAACAAAGCCAAUCAAAAAAGCAAAACGUUAUUCUUGCUGCACUUUAUGCAAAUAAUUAGACCACAUUUAACCAGACUAAAAUCUACUUUGCACACAAAUUAGUUUUAUUAUAAUUUGUAUCUGGUACAAAAAGGGAUCCAGAGAGAGAGAGAGA